This is a messenger RNA of Suillus bovinus, 1173 nucleotides long. RefSeq lists its product as uncharacterized. Bases 1 to 1173 code for a protein of 390 amino acids. Lineage: Eukaryota; Fungi; Basidiomycota; Agaricomycetes; Boletales; Suillaceae. The record is from RefSeq and is a predicted model, not a curated record. The transcript is spliced from 9 exons.
AUGGCAAGAUCAGGUCAUUCCACUCGCUUGUCUCCUGGAAGACAUAGGGCAUGUCAACCCCAGACACAGAAGCUCACAGAAACCAAAAUUUCCGAGCUGAAGAACUACCUUCCUGAGUGGACUUCUGCAAAAAGGAGUGAGAAGCGGGCAGUUUUCACUGCAAUUGCCAGGGCUGCCAGGUUAUUUGCGCCAAAGGUGGACCAAGGACAAUGGAAAAAGAGGAAGCAGAUGUACAAGACUUGGUUGUUCAACAACAAGAAAAAGAAGGAAAGGAAGGACAUGAUAAAGUAUGGGAGGAAAUGGACGCCUAGGAUGGUGAUCUACCAGGAAAAUUGGGAAGAGGUGCUGAAGAGGAUUGAGGAUGAGUCCGGGGCAAAGCCAGGAGAUCCUGCUUGGAAGAAUGAACAGGGCGAGGUGCUGUUCUGGAUGCACGAUGAUAACAAGGCAUUAGGAGAUCAGGACAGCUUCAUGAAGACAAAGGACUGGGAGGACAUCGAGCUGGUGUGGCAGGAGUACACACAGGAACAGUUCAAUGAAGGGAGGUCGCAAGAGAAUCCAAAACCAGCCUUCAAGCUCGACACUGACGAGGAUGGGAUGCUGUUGCUUCUGGACAUCACCGAAAUAAAACUCGAGGAGAAGAAGGCCAUAGUCAGGGCUUUUCUCACAUUGCACUAUCGGAUUUGUUCGGGGAUCGACAAGGCAGUAGUGCCAUGGAGCGCCAUCCUUCAAUGCCAGGAUGACUUUGUGUCACAAAGAUAUCUUCCGGCAGAUGUCAACUUGAAGGAGCCUUCCAAGUUGCAAAAUUGGGACAUGACUGCCCUCCUCAAUUUCUGGUAUGCUCGGCAGGAGAAAGGCAAAGGAUCAACAUUCACGUUCAAAGUGUGGAAGAACAAAGAUGGCGACAUGGUAGCAUCAGUCGUAUCAGGUAAAGCCAAAAACACGCAAAGGAUCACCAAAAAAGAGAACCAGAACCGGAGAAGGUCCUUCAUCAUCACAUGCAGAGAUGUCAAUCCCACUGUCAAUUCCAAAGCCUCGCCCCAUCAAGCUGGUGAAACAUGGUGCACUGCUGACAUUGCGAAUGGGAGACCUCCUGGCAGGGUGAACCAAUGGCAACACUGGGAGAAAAACAUCGCCGGCUCUGAAAAGGAUGCGGGGAAAGAAAGUGGUGAUUGA